CUUCCUACCAUCUGUGUAUAAAUACACACCCUUUUGCAGAUUGUAUUACUUUUGGACCUGUGAUUCACCAUGAUUCUUUCUGAUUGCUGGAGUUUGUGUGCAGCGCUGCUGAUAUGUCCUCUUUAUAUGGGUGUCAGUGUUCUGUGUGAAGUCUUCUGUGAAGAGGAGGAUGUGGGCAUGGAAGGAGGUCAUUACACUCUUACCAAGAAGCUUGAGUAUGGGAGUAUGCUGAUAUACCACUGUCCAGAAGGGUACUAUCCCUAUCCAGCUUUAACUCGCUUGUGUCAGAAAAGUGGAACUUGGUCACCAACUCCCCAUAAAAGGCCUGUACAAAAGUGCAGGAUGGUUGAAUGCCCAAACCCCUUGGUUUUGGAAAGUGGUUAUGUCUUUCCUUUACAAAUGCAAUAUUUUGUCAACAAUGAGACCACAUAUGAGUGCUACACUGGAUACACAUUACGUGGCUCAUCCUCCCGUGUGUGCCAACCCAAUGGGAAGUGGAGUGGGGGAACACCCAUUUGCAGACAUGACUCAGGAGGCGGAGAGCGUUGUGCUGACCCUGGGAUUCCGGCCGGUGCUAGGAGGUCUGGGUCAGGUUUUGGCAUAGAAGACAAAGUGACAUACCACUGUGACGAUGGCUUACAUUUGCUGGGGUCAAAGGAGCGUGUAUGUCUAGAGAAUGGCCAAUGGACUGGGACUGAGCCUAAAUGUUACUACAAGCACACGUAUGACACUGCACUGGAGGUCACGGAGGCAUUCGGCAGUGCAAUCAGAGAGAGCCUUCAGUUGGCAGCGCCCAUCGAUGACACAGAUCAGGAAGGAAAGAAGAUCACGAUCGAUAAAGCUGGAAAGCUAAACAUAUACAUUGCUAUGGACAUCUCUGACAGCAUUGAGGAGGAUCAGUUUAACAAAGCAAGAAAUGCUGUCAAGAAACUUAUCACAAAGGUCAGCUCCUUCGCAGUCAGCCCAAAUUACGAAAUCCUUUUCUUCGCAUCUGACGUAUUCGAAGUUGUCAACAUAUUAGAUUUUUUGGGAGAAAAAAGAAAAACACUUGAAGAAGUCUUGGCUGACUUGGACAACUUUAAUUAUGGAGACAGACAAAAUGUUGGGACCAAUCUCAACCUUGCUUUUAAAACCAUCCUGGAACGCAUGGCUAUCCAAAAACAACGGAAUGAAACUUUAUUCAAAGAGGUCCACCACGUCCUCAUAUUUUUCACAGAUGGUGCUUUCAACAUGGGGGGUAGGCCCGAUGACACAGUGGCCAAAGUCAGGGAAAUGGUCUACAUGAAUCAAAAGGAAGAAAGGGAUCAAUAUCUUGAUAUCUAUGUUUUUGGUGUUGGAAGUGAAAUCUUUGAUGAAGAUAUCCAGCCACUUGUGACAAAACGGGAUAAUGAGGACCACUACUUUAAACUAAAGGAUGGUACAGAAUUGGAAGAAACCUUUGAUAAAAUAAUUGAUGAGAGCAAGGUUGUGGGUCUAUGCGGGCUCCAUAGAAACUACGAUCAUGACACCGCAGACACCAUACGUAUAAGAUACCCCUGGUUGGCAAGGAUUGGCAUCCCGCAUGAGGAUGGAAGCUAUGGUAAAUGCAUGGGGUCUCUGGUCACUCCCCGCUUCAUCUUGACUGCUGCUCACUGCUUCAAGUUCACAGACACAGCAGAUAAAAUCAAGAUUACGAUUGGCAAAAAUACAGUUCUAAAAGGAUCACGCCUAAUAUUACACCCCAAUUAUGAUAUCAAAGCCAAAGAGAAAGACGGGGUAAAGGAGUUCUAUGAUUAUGACAUAGCUCUCAUCAAACUGAAGAAUGAUGUGGAUAUCUCUAUCAACGUAAGACCGAUUUGCAUACCUUGCACCAAGGAAACAAGUGGUGCUUUAAGAUUGUCGGGAGAGGAAAUCACUUGCAAGCAACAAGAAGAGCUCUUGUUAAAAAAUCAAUUUGAAGAAGUCAGUUUCAUGUCACAUGAUAAGGACAGGGAAAACAAUUAUGAUCAGCGGAGCGAUGCCAAACUUAAGCUCCUGGAUCAGAGGGCGAAUUGUAUUGAAUUGGCUACUAAGGUAGAUGGCAUAACGUCAGAUAAUCUGAAGGAUGUUGUCACUGAAAACUUCCUGUGCUCGGGUGGUCGUCAACCUACUAGAGAUCAUGUUGCCUGCAAAGGUGACUCCGGUGGUGCUCUGUUUAAGAACUAUGAUGAUUAUCGCACAAUCCAGGUUGGAUUGAUCAGCUGGGGCUCCAGAAAUCUGUGCCCUGAUGGUAACAACGACGUCCAACAGGAGUCUGACGAUGACUCCAGAGAUUUCCACAUCAACCUUUUUAAAGUUGUGCCAUUUCUGAAGAAGCAUCUGGGGGAUGACACACAAGAUUAUGCACCACUUCAGUUUUUAGACAAAUAGAGACAGCGAUGAAGGUGUGCGUUUUUAACAAAGUUUCAUGAUCAUGGGAUUGUGUCGUUCUGGCACUGAACGUGAUCACGUGUCCGAAAAAAAUAGUUUGCUGAACUGUAGUUAUCAAUGAAAGUGUGUUGAUUUAACUGAAUUCGAAGAUGAAAGUGUGUUCUUUGCUAGUGCUGAUAAUAAACUCAAAUUCGUUAACUGAA
This is a messenger RNA of Oncorhynchus gorbuscha (pink salmon), 2591 nucleotides long. RefSeq names its product complement factor B-like. The record is from RefSeq and is a predicted model, not a curated record. The coding region runs from base 70 to 2388 and encodes 772 amino acids. Gene Ontology annotation, biological process: complement activation; proteolysis. Gene Ontology annotation, cellular component: extracellular region. Gene Ontology annotation, molecular function: serine-type endopeptidase activity. The transcript has 18 exons. Lineage: Eukaryota; Metazoa; Chordata; Actinopteri; Salmoniformes; Salmonidae.